CAAGAUUUCGAAACCGCUUGCGCCAAAGAUACUAUGCAAGAAGAGGCAAGACCAUUGACCCAGAAACCCUGUUAAAUGAAACAGGUACUGCCGACAUGGUCGUCUGUAAGAUUGCCAGCAAGUCAAAUAAAGUCGUUCAUCAAAACAUGCCAUCUGUGAAUGAUGAUGUUGUUGAUAAUGAAAAUUCAACAGUGAUAGAGGUCACAGUAGACGACAAACUUGUUGAAAAAUACGUGACAUGCAUCAUAGACAAGGCAGCCGACACUCUGAGGCAGGAGUUGCCUAGCAACACAAAGACCGUGACAGUGAGGCCAGCAGACGACAACAUAUCAUUGUCCUCCAGUAUCAUCAGUCAAAUCGCUGAUAUGGCUGUAACGGAGAGCUUGUCAAACAUUGUGGCAGAUGCCGACAUCAACCACUCUGCUAUUAGAGCUCCCAGAACUGUCACAGAAUUCAAAGAAGCAUUUGGCAUAACCGGAUGUGACAUCACUGAUGAUGGUCUUCCACCUGUAAGUGAGUAAGAUUAAAAGAAGAGGAAAGAAACUACGUGCAUAUGUGUUUAUGUUGGUUUUGUUUUGUUGUUUCGUUUUGAUUUUUUGUUAUUUAUGGUUUGUUUUGCUUAUCUCGUUUUUUUAUAGUAUUAUUUUUGUCUUUCCAUGUUCUGCUCAGGCAUCGAUUUUAUAUCUUUAAAUAUUAAUGUCAUAAACAUGUUUCUGAAUUUUAUUCUUACUAAUAAAGUCCAUUGAAAC
This is a messenger RNA of Ruditapes philippinarum (Manila clam), 749 nucleotides long. RefSeq lists its product as uncharacterized. The record is from RefSeq and is a predicted model, not a curated record. The coding region runs from base 96 to 521 and encodes 141 amino acids. NCBI's taxonomy places the organism in Eukaryota, Metazoa, Mollusca, Bivalvia, Venerida, Veneridae. The transcript has 6 exons.